Molecule: messenger RNA, 1545 nt
Organism: Galendromus occidentalis (western predatory mite)
Lineage: Eukaryota; Metazoa; Arthropoda; Arachnida; Mesostigmata; Phytoseiidae
Product: Sex peptide receptor
Exons: 5
Coding region: 224-1366 (380 amino acids)
Biological process (GO): G protein-coupled receptor signaling pathway
Cellular component (GO): membrane
Molecular function (GO): G protein-coupled peptide receptor activity
Source: RefSeq, a predicted model, not a curated record
ACGGAGCCUCAGGGCAAGAUGACGUGAUUCGUCCAAAUUUGACGGUAAAUUCUCCAGUAGCAGCUAAUACUCCUCGGCCCGCACAUGCGCCGAUGAGAUUCCGCUCUUCCGAACCUCAACAGCCGACCCUCACUCGUCCUGCGAUCGGUCGGGUUCAGCUGUGUGGUCCUCCCGCUGCGUAGACUCACAUCGGCCGCAUCGUCGUCUCACAGUUGUCCGUGCGAUGCACUCAGAAGAGAGCUUGUCGCUUCCGAGCUUCUCGAACUUCUCCAUGGAUACGAACAGCACCGAUCAGCCACUGGACUUCCUGGUCCAUGUCGGUCGCUACGGCCCGCCGCUCGAGUACGCGAUGCCAUUGUACGGCUACGCGAUGCCUCCUCUCAUGAUUCUGACAAUCGUAGCUAAUACGUUCGUGGCAGUGGUUCUCUCGCAGAGACACAUGAUCACGCCCACGAACAUCGUUCUCCUGGCAAUGGCAGUGUGCGACAUGUUCACAUUGACAUUCCCAGCGCCUUGGUUCUUUUAUUUGUACACGAUGGGCAAUCAUAAAUCGGCCCUGGGGCCCUCAUCCUUGUGUCUCGCUUAUCAUACGAUGUGCGAAAUGCUGCCGAACACCUUCCGAACCACCUCGAUCUGGCUAACCGUCCUGCUCGCCGUGCAGAGAUACAUAUACAUUUGUCAUCCAACGACUGCGAGGACGGUGUGCACCGUCCCGAACGUGUGUAAAACCAUUGUCGCGAUCACUUGCUUCGCGUUCGGUCACAUGAUUCCAAAAUUUUUCGACGUGACCUUCUACGACAUCACUCUCCCCCACGACGGCAACUUAUCGAUUGUGUGCGCUAAGAAACAGGCUAACUGGCUGCUGUUCUUCACCCCUACUGUCUUCUAUAAUGUGUACUAUUCCUUCAAGAUGGUUUUCGUUAACCUCAUACCUUGCAUCGUCCUGGUUGUACUCAAUAUCCUGCUAUUCUUAGCUUUGCGACGAGCGAAAGAGAACAAAAUGAGGCUACAAGACAAGAACAAACCGUCGAGCAAGCGGAACCGAGAUUCGCAGAGUACAACCCUGAUGCUGAUCGUCGUCGUUACGAUGUUCCUCGCCACUGAGAUUCCUCUGACUACCGUCGUGUUCAUUCACGCUCUCCACAACAACGACAUCAUAUCGGGCGAUUAUAAAACUUUGAACACGAUCCUGACUCUCGUCAACUUCUCGUUGCUGACGACAUAUCCGUUGAAUUUUGCCAUAUAUUGCGGCAUGAGCAAGCAGUUCAGGAACACAUUCCGGGAACUUUUCAUCACCGGCUGGCUGCGCAAUCCGGGUGAACCCACUAAGGCCCAGAUGAUCAACACGCUAGAGACCACGAUCUGAAAUUGACGUCCAUUGUACGGGGUGAACUCAUGCAGGCCGUCUAGCUCAGUCCGUAUGAGCUCCGCUGUCCGUUCCCUCAGCAUUUAGUUAGUCUGACGGAGUCAUGUUUAGUAUCCUCGGGAAAAUCAAUUCCCGCAGGGGAUCCAUCACGACGAUCAGGGGAGGAGGAGUAGGUCGGA